AUGCCGCCGCUCUACUCCUCCUCUCCGCCGUUACCGCAUCUCCCGGUGUCGGCUGCGGCUGGAGGGCGCGUCGCGGCGUCGUCUUCUCCCGCCUCCGCAGUCCGCGUGGCUGCGGAGCUCUCGCGGCCGCCUGGCUCGCCGCGAGAGGCUGAAGGCCGCUGCGACGUGGAGGCGGAGGACAGCAUCGUGGAGGGUCGCGUCGUGGAGGGGAACCUGAUCGUGCGCGGCGGAAUCCGUCUGUGGGACGACGAGGCUGAAGACAACAUCGACGUCCGCGAGAUCGUCUCCUUACAGGGGCCGCCGCCCGUCUCGCGCGGACCGUCGCCGGCGGCGCGGAGCGCGCGGACACCCGGCGAAGACGCAGCAGAGCGCGACGAGGAGACCGCCGCGGAGGCGGGGGGCUGGAAGGAUGACGACGGCGAAGCGGAGGUGCCGAACCGCCGCUUCAAAGUCCGGAACCUCGUCACCAUCGAGGGGUCGAUUCCCGCCCUCCACGUCGCGAGGUUCAGACGCGACCGCGAGAGCACUCAGCCGUCCCCCAAGGCCCCGUGGCAGGCCGGCUUCAGCCGGCGCAGGCGGCAGUCGCUCCGCCGGCUAGAGGACGUCCAAGCGAAGUUCGUCGCGAGCUUCCUGCAGGACGGCGAGGUUGUGGUGAACGCGAAAACUGUCCUGGACGGCCUCGAGAAAGCCCAUAAAAGAGACGCCGCCCUCCGCCGCCUCGACGAGGAACUCGCCGACACAGUCCCUGGAUCCCUCAGCGGGCGCGUGCUGCUGCCCUACACCGACAUCGUCGUCCGCGAACUGCUUCUGGUGAGCCACUGCUGCGGCGGGCAGGGCUGGCGGGUGCUGGAGGAGCUUCGGCGCCUGCUGGUCCUGCGCAGAGGCCACGUGGCGCUGCCGCCGGUUGACCGCGGCGCGAAGGACGUGCGGCUGUGUCUGGCGCAGCUGGCGUCUCUGAAGCAGGUGUUCGAGGCCCGCGCCCACGCUGUUCUCCGUGAAGAGGACACGAUGAAACUCGCAGUCUCCCUCGCCGAGCUGCGUCUCAACAGACAGCGAAACGCCGGCUUUGAACACGUGCUCGACGACGCCCUCGACGGGCUCCACGCCGACGGCAACAGCGCCGACGUCGACCCGAGCCUCCUCCAGCGCCUGCGGCCAGGUCAGAGGAACGGCGACGCAAGUCGAGAGGAGUUGAUCAAAGAAAUCCGACAAAACCUGUCGAUUGCGCUCGCGUACUGCACCAAAGGAAAAAAACAACCUGCGGUGUAUCUACAGAUUGCAGCGAUGAAGCCGUCGGUCGCGUACGCGUUCUUGGGUCCUACAGACCUGUCGCUGAUCCUUCUGGAAGUGUUCCAGGGCUUGUGGUGUCGCUUCGUCGAGUUCUCACUCCGGCGGCAAGUCCGUGUCUCUACAGCCGCUCUCGUCCUCGACUUCAGCUCGCUGACUGAGCGCGAACUCACUGCGGGAAGCUGCUACUUCCUGCUUUCGUCUCUGCGCGACGUCCUGCGGGCCUUCUGUCCUCUGCUGAUCAAAAAAAUCAUCUUCUACAACGCGCAGCGGGCUCGGGAGAGCUUGUGGGCGAUUCUCCGACCCGCAAUCGAACACAACUGCUUCUUUGCUUUCUGCGAGUCCGAGGAGGCUCUCAACGAGGAAAUCGAAGGCGACAGGCCGUUCAUUUUCCACACCACAGGCUUGGCGAAUGAGAUGGCGUUGCUGACCUGCCUGCGGCCGCUCUACACGCUGCGGGAGCCUCCGCUUCCCUCUCCUGAGCAGCUGUCGGCGCUGCGCAUCUGCCACGUGGCGCCUCACGCGCGCUACCCCGGGGAGGAAUGCGAGGCGGAGAAGGGUCUGGCAGACGACCCGCGUCGCGAGGCGCAGCUCGACGGUCCACACAAGCAGCUCUUUUUCCUCCUCGGGGCGGGUCGCGUGCUGCUCUCGACGGUCGCCGGCGACGACGACGCGAAUCUCCGCGCGUCGCCCGAGCAUCUCGCCCAGUCGCUGGCGGCGCGCGUCCGCGGCCGCCAGGAGGAGAGCGACGCGUGGGACGACCAGGCGACCAAGGCGCUGAAGCGCGAGGAGGCGCUCAUUCGGCGCCUCUGCAACGCGGAAGGCUCCCGCUUCUGGUGCGGCAUGAACGACAUCCACGACGUGGUUUUUCAGAAAAAGCUCCAGCGCCGCGAAGCCGCAGCCGGGGUCGACGCCGCGACGGACGAGGAGGAGGAAGCAGAGCUCGACUUGAUCGACCCUGACGCGCACAUGGGGCCUUCGCAGGAAAGCCCGCGCGAGGCGGCUGCAGAGGCGCAGGAGCGCGAGUGGAGAAUCCGUGAUCCGACGCGAAAAAUCGACGAAGGGGCUCGAAGACGAAGAACCGAGAGAAUCUUCGAAAGGGUCUUUAAGGGUCAGGAAGCGAUAGAGAAGACUAUCGAGGAGAUCGGCGGACAGUUCGAAGAGACCUGGGAACGCAGCGUUCAAAAGGGCUUGGAGGAAACCUAUCUGGAAGGCGCAGCUGGCGCUUCUCGUCUCUCGACAGCCGGCGCGCGUCCCUUGCCUCGCCCCUUCCCCAUUCCACUCGACCUGGUUGACCGCCGCCCGGUGUCUGCGCACUUCGCGCCUUCGGAAGAUGCGCUGCUUGACUGGGAGCUCCCCACUCUGCUGCAGCCGAACUUUGACAAGUUUUGGGUGAAGCGGGAUGGAGGAAAAGGCGAGGAUCCGAAGCGAGAAGCCGGGCUCGCGAUCAGCGAGAUGGUCGUGGAUAAACGAAAGGUCGCCAGCGACUUCCUCAGCUCAGUCCAGACGGCCGCGAACGAAGUCCGAGCCUAG
Molecule: messenger RNA, 2820 nt
Organism: Besnoitia besnoiti
Lineage: Eukaryota; Apicomplexa; Conoidasida; Eucoccidiorida; Sarcocystidae
Exons: 8
Coding region: 1-2820 (939 amino acids)
Source: RefSeq, a predicted model, not a curated record